This is a messenger RNA of Patella vulgata (common limpet), 3113 nucleotides long. Its product is annotated as histone acetyltransferase type B catalytic subunit. The coding region runs from base 70 to 1293 and encodes 407 amino acids. Gene Ontology annotation, molecular function: histone H4 acetyltransferase activity; histone binding. The record is from RefSeq and is a predicted model, not a curated record. Gene Ontology annotation, cellular component: nucleus. NCBI's taxonomy places the organism in Eukaryota, Metazoa, Mollusca, Gastropoda, Patellidae. The transcript is spliced from 11 exons. Gene Ontology annotation, biological process: subtelomeric heterochromatin formation.
GAUGCGCGUGCAAUUUCACCUGGAAGUAAACAUCAAAGGUCAAGAACGUUCGUCUCGCGGGAAGACAAAAUGGCGGGUUCAUGUUUGUUGAAAAACAAAUUAGAAGAUUUUAAACUCAAUGCUAAUGAUGUCAUCCAUUUUAAGUUGGUUCGGAAUGAAUCUGAUGUCGAAGACCAUGAUAAGACAUUUAAAGCAGACAUGACACAUCAGAUAUUUGGAGAACAAGAAAGUAUAUUUGGUUAUAAAGAUUUAGAAGUAAAGAUGUAUUAUACAGCUGCUAAACUAACAACCUAUCUCAGUAUGUCUUAUAUAGAUAAAGUUACUCCUAAAAGAUUUGAUGGUCUUGUUGCUGAUGAUAUUAUACCGAAACUAGCACAAGAAAUACCCCCGGGUUAUUAUACUAAUAUUGAUGAUUUCCUAGCUACACUUCCUAAAGAACAAAACUUCAGACCAUUCGGUGAAUUACUUCAUUCUUAUAAAAUAAAAAAAGAAGGUGGAAGUAGAACGUUUGAAAUUUAUAAAACAGAUAUUGAAGCUCCCGGAUUCCGUGAAUAUCACAGUCGAUUACAGACAUUUUUAUUGUUCUUUAUUGAUGCUGCUAGUUAUAUAGAUGUUGAUGAUGAUCGAUGGAAUUAUUAUUUAUUGUUUGAAAAAUAUAAAUCGGAUGGUAAUACAAUGUACGCUAUAGCUGGUUAUAUGACUGUUUAUAAUUACUACGCUUAUCCCAAUAAAACACGACCUAGAAUCAGUCAAGUAUUGAUAUUACCUCCCUUUCAACGCCAGGGUCAUGGAGCACAAAUAUUACAGACGUUCUAUAAUACAUGUUAUGAUAGGGAUGAUGUCAUGGAUAUUACAGUGGAAGAUCCAUCAGAAAAUUUCCAGCGAUUACGAGAUUACGUUGAUGUGAAGAACGCAGAGAAAUUAGAUCAUUUUCAACCGGAAAAAUUAAAAUCCUCUUUUAGUGAUGAAAUGUUACUGGAAGCACGACAAAAACUGAAAUUAAGUCGACGUCAAGCUCGUAGAGUGUAUGAAAUACUACGACUUAAAUCAACAGAAGGAAAUAAUUCACAACAGUUUCGAGACUUUCGAUUGGAUGUUAAACGAAGAUUGAAUGCACCAUUUACGAAAAAUCGACGUGAUUUCCAGAAAUUGAAGAAAGCCUUAAAUCCACAAGAAAUAGACGAGACACUGACAGUAAGUGAAGAGAAGCGGAUGGAAUAUUUAGAGAAAAGUUUCGAGGAGCAUGUCGACAUGUAUCGACAAGUUUUAGAUCGAAUUGCUGCUGGAUAUUAAAAAAAAUUAGUCUCAUUUUAAUUUAUCAUACAUUUGAAACAAGACAUUGUCAUGAAAAACAUUUGUUUGAAUGAAAUUUAGUGCUUAUUGAUAAUUUAUUUCUGGUCUUAAAGACUGUGCAUCGUAUGUCUUUUUGGGGAAAAUGUCUAAUUUUCCAUGACUUUGUCUAUUAUGAAAUUUACUUUGAUUAUUGAAUAUUUAAUUAAGAAAACAAAACAAAAAUAUUAAUGGUGGAUAAUAUCACAGCUCAGAUUCAUUCUGAUUAAAACUUAAUUUGAUCAUUUAAGGAUUGAUUUACAUAUGCCCACAUUUUCAUGUGGACGUAUAUUGUCGUCGCCCUGGCCUGUUCAUCUGUCAGUUCACAUUUUUUUGUCGACCUAACGGGUCUAUUUUUAUCCGAUUUGACGAAACUUGAAAUAUAUAGCUUUAUGACCCAAAUAUCUUGUGUUUCUUCAGAAUUUGACGCAUGUUGGACUGAAGCAUCCUAGAUUAUGCCCGAUUGCUUUCUGUUAUCUUGUUCUGUAUCCAUCUCUUGCAAAAUGUGGGCGUAUCUUGCAUGGCAACCGCUUGUUUUGAAAUUCAGUUUUCCCAAUAUUUUAGUUUGCAAUGGAUUGAAAAUCCUUCAAAGGAUGUUUUGAGACUUUUAUGUUGUAGUCCAAAAAUUAUACCAAGGACAAUUUGUGCCAUUUACAUUUUUUGGACCAGGAACUGACCACUAUACGUUCUUGUUCUUCUUGGGGUGAAGCUCUUCAAAAUGCCUAAGGCUCUGUCAAUUCAAGUCCGAUCGAAAUGAAAAUUGGCAUAUUUUGUCUUUGAACAAUUUUGCAUCAAUUUGGUGAAUUAGAUUAUUUGAAUUUCAUCUAAUAACCUGGUCAGUUUCUGGUCCAUAGUACGAUCGUAGUUGUGUUUUUUCUUUAGACAGUAGCUAUUGUUACGACAAGUCAUAAAAAUAGUCCUCAGACUAUUGUUACAAUGAUACUUUCACAGCCCUCCAUCGGCGAAGUUAAAAACUGAAUAGUCAUAAAAAUAGUCCUAACCCUAACCCUUCCCAUCACUUAAUUGCUGCCUUCUGUUCUGAAAAUGUUGAAAAUACUGCUCCCUUUUCAACGCUGGUGUUGGAGAGAUUGGCGGCCAUUUUGGAAUUCGUUCUAAACUUGGCUCAGACUCAUCGUAACAAUAGCCACUUACUUUUUUUUAAAUGGAUCGUAUUAUUUUGAGGAACUAAGGGAGUUCUAAAUUUGAGAAAAAUUGGUGCACACUGUAUGUUAUUGUUGUAUGUUUUCUAAAGUUCAGGGUGUGAAUGUUGGAGGGGCUGGGGACUUAAAAAGACGUACCAGGUAGUACUACGUAAAUAUUCGAAUAAUUUCUCUAGCGUAAUGUACCAGAUAUUUUCAUGCCGAUUUAGAAAUGUCAUGUAUUGUUGUUGCUCUCAGCUGUUGGUCAUCCACAAUUGUUUGUGGACACACAAAACCGACUGUGUUUAUGAUUUGAUAAUUUUAAAAUUAAUACUUGUUAAUAUUAGUGAGAUGAAGAAUCCUAUUGAAUUUCAGAGAUUUCCCUUUGUGUUAUAAGCUAUAAAUGUACUACUACAGUAGAGAAUGUUAUAAGUUAUGAGGAUAAAAAUAUAAGUAAAUUUAGUUUAACGAUAUUUUAUUCAAUAAAGUGAAUUAAUCAGAGUGAAUAAACUGCAAAAGCUUUUAUAAGUUCUCUCCAAAAGUGACUUGUAUUAUACGAUAUGUCAUGGUGUGUAUAUGAUAAACGACUUGUAAUAUCCGACAGGUGGAGAUAAGAUAAGUGACUUGUAUUAUACGAUACGAUAG